Molecule: messenger RNA, 414 nt
Organism: Melanaphis sacchari
Lineage: Eukaryota; Metazoa; Arthropoda; Insecta; Hemiptera; Aphididae
Exons: 2
Coding region: 1-414 (137 amino acids)
Source: RefSeq, a predicted model, not a curated record
AUGAUGACUAUUUCAAAUAAGAAAUUUAGUCCACUAGAGGUUGGUACCACGGUUAAGGUUUCAAUACCUGAUGUUGAUCGAGCACGUGGAUCACCACGAAAUCUAUUAGCAGUUAUUACCCAGGUUGAAGACGAUUUAUAUAAAUUAGGUACGGAAAACGGCAUUAUUAAACAUAUGUAUACUCGAUCGCAGAUUGAUCCUUGCAGAGAAAGAUUCGUUGAUUUGGAAUCUGUAAAUACCGAAAAAGAAAUUACGCUGAGAGAAGCUGCAGGUUUUAAUAGUGUCACUGGAUCUCAAGGUUACAGAAGGUGCAAUUGCAAACUAAAGUGCAGAACAAACAAAUGCAUUUGUCGAUCAGCGGGAAUAUUGUGUAAUUCAAAAUGUCACAACAGCAUGCCUUGCGAAAAUAAAUAA